UACGACGUGAGCUGUCAGCUGUAGUAAUUUUUGUUUCUUUGUGUUUAUUACGCCUCUAAAAAUGUUAUGAUCAUUACGUAUACGCGAAUAUGGGUGCAAAAGACUCAAAACCUACUUUUAUAUCCUAUGAAGAUGCAGUGAAGCGAGUGUCUGAUAGUGAAUUGAGACGGAUUCGCGAGGCGUUCAAGAGGUGCGCUGGAGUUAACGGCACGUCCUUGAGUUUGGAGGCAUUCGUCCAUGAAGUGCUGUGUGACGGAGUGCCGUAUGAGGUCGCCGAGUGGCUGUACCAGGCUUGCGGCGGCACCAAGCGGGGCAUCGCCUUCAGGGAGCUGCUGUGCGGGAUAGUAGUGUUGACCAAAGGGAACCUCGAAGAGAAAAUUAAGUUUCUAUGGACGCUGUAUGUGAAUAACCAAGGCGACAAUGGAGUGUACAUUUACAAGAGGGAUUUUGCGCGAUCACUGCACUUGGAGAACACAUCUCUGCCAGUGACAGGGGCCCAGCGAUCAGCGGAAGUGUUGCUCAGUCUGUUUGGGCCUGGCGAGAAGGUUACGUUUGAGCAGUUCAGAUCAUGGCUGCUCAUACACAAGGACGCGACAGUGCUGUCCCGAUGGCUCCUAUCUGGUGGAGGGCAUGUGAUCCAAGAUUUGGAGACACCCACAUUUUACCAGAGUUUGGCUGGAGUGACACAUCUAGAGGAAAGGGACAUAAUCGAGCUAGAGAAAUGCUUCUGGUCGCUCCGCAACGCCGCGCCGAGCGGGCAGCUGGACGCAGCCAGCUUGACGGCCUUGCUGUCGCCGCCGCUGCCGCGCGCUGCUGUCGACGGCGCCGUGCUGGCGCUAGAUGAGAACCGCGACGGACACGUGGACUUCAAGGAGCUGUGCUGCGGGCUCAGCGCUGCUUGCCGCGGGCCAAGAACCGAGCGGCUCAAGUUCUGCUUCAAGAUCUUCGACAUGGACCGGGACGGGGUCCUGAACAAGAAGGAGCUGGUGGACAUGGUGGGCAUCCUUUGUACCGUCGCCAACGAAGCCCUCAAGCAGCAAGGUUCAAGAGCGUCUACCCCCGACACCAAUGACUCCGAGCAAGCAGACAAGGGUUUCGACCCAGAAGUGGUGUUGGUGAACCUCAAGGGCAAGCUGGUUCCCGCGCCUAAGAAGGCCAUGUUCCAUCUCGGGCCCAAGGCAGAUGAAGAAAAUAUCGUCACUCUAAACGAGCAGGAGUCAGAGAGCGAGGGUCUGAUCAGCAACGACGUGGCGCUCACGCAAGAAGACUUCCUGAUCUGGAGCGUGGAGAGUGCUGAUACGCUCGUCACUCCCUUCCUAGAGCUUCUGUUCGAGGUGUGCCACAUUGUGCUGGGACUCCGGCCGCAGUGCAAGCACCAGGAGAGGGACAUCGUGCUGGGAUGGCUCCGACGGGAAGUCCAGCGGGGUUACUCGGUGGGGCAAUUCUGGUACCUGGUGGGCGCCGAGUGGUGGAGCGCGUGGCUGGCGCACACAGCCGGCGGCGCCGAGGGCUGCUGCCGCGCCGCGCCGCGCCAGCUCGACGACGCCAUCGUGUGCGACGAGAGCUUCACCAGCAACUCCACGGGUGAGUGACGUCACCAGGCUGGCGCACACAGCCCGCGCCAGCUCGACGACGCCAUCGUGUGCGACGAGAGCUUCACCAGCAACUCCACGGGUGAGUG
Molecule: messenger RNA, 1681 nt
Organism: Ostrinia furnacalis (Asian corn borer)
Lineage: Eukaryota; Metazoa; Arthropoda; Insecta; Lepidoptera; Crambidae
Product: ubiquitin carboxyl-terminal hydrolase 32-like
Exons: 8
Coding region: 90-1592 (500 amino acids)
Molecular function (GO): calcium ion binding
Source: RefSeq, a predicted model, not a curated record